Molecule: messenger RNA, 3851 nt
Organism: Triplophysa dalaica
Lineage: Eukaryota; Metazoa; Chordata; Actinopteri; Cypriniformes; Nemacheilidae
Product: coiled-coil domain-containing protein 73-like
Exons: 20
Coding region: 592-3702 (1036 amino acids)
Source: RefSeq, a predicted model, not a curated record
UACAAAUCGGCUCUGCAUGUUAAUGUAUUUCAAUUGAUGCCACGCCAUUUCCAAAUUUGGUGUGGGAGGUUCCCAAGAGAUGCAACAAACAGGAAAAAAAUAGGACCCAUUUUUAUUAAAUAAUUGCUUAGAAAAGUGACGCAAAUAUACACAGGAGAAAAAUAACUAAAUGUACGCAUCGCCAACCGCUAUAAAACCCAUUAAAUAAAAAGAAGAACAAAACGUACAGUGCCAAAGUUAGCACGAGGAAAAUACGAGAUGAACCUGUCAGAUCUUCGGUGGACACUAGGUGGCAGCAAUGUUAAUCUUUAUUACAUUCUCACUGAAUGACUGCCACAGGUACAAAGUAAAUAUAUUCUCUAGGAAAUUCAAAUUUAACAUCUUGAAUAAUAGAUCUGUCGAAAGUGUGAAGAAAUCCUUGAAAUUAUUGCUCUUUGAUAAGAGAUAUUGAGAGACGCGUAACGUUAACCUGACUGAACACAUCCGUCGAUCCGCUUAAUUCCACCAGUGCAACUAAAACCAAGGCAAAACUAGUUUGAUCGAGCCAGGUGAAAGGUUAAAUCUGACCUCUGGGGUAACCUAAACAGGUUAAUGCAGACAACCAUGGAUGUUGAAACGGAGCUUUUCUCUCCGAUGGAAGAUAGAAGUGUUCUUGGUCUGAAGAUCCCCAACGUUGCCUCAGAAAAUGAUGGCCGUACAAUCUUAGUGCAUGUACUGGAAUUUAAAACAAGUCUUCUUAAAGCAGUCGAGGAGUUACACAUUCACAGGGAUUCUGAAAAACGACACGAGGAGCAGAUUUGUAAGCUUGUGCUGGAGAAGCAAGAGUUAGAAUGGCAGACGGAGUCCUUACGAAACAAGAUCUCUAGAAUGUCAAAUGAGAAUUCAGAGUCACUUGCUGCUGUAAAAAAGCAGUUUCAGGCCCAGAUCAGAAAAAUGGAGGGAGAAGAGGGGAAAAUCCAGCUUACUGCUGAACUCAAGGACAAAGAGAUCACGAGCCUCAAGGAAGAACUAAAACUGCUCCAGUUGCUCAGGUACAGUUUGGAGAAUAAAUUAGCCGAGCUGGAGCAGAAGUUGCAGUUGCAGACACAGUUAAAAGACAGCCACCUGAAUCAACUGGGAGAGGUGGAGAGGCGCUUCGGCGCCGUAUCCAGACAGUGCGCCGUGGUCAAGCAGGCCCAUGAGAAACUCGAGCAAAACGUUGAAGAGGCCAUGCGGAUUAAUACAAAACUUAAAUCCAUCAAUGUAAAACAAGAAUCUACCAUUACAGCCUUACAAAAGGAUGUGGAUAGACUUAACAAGCAGCUAGUCACACUGAAGGUAUCAUCAGUCUGCAAACCUGGAGAUGAGCAUCUACAAAAUGUUUUGAAAGAACAGCAGCUUCAGGAAUUUCAACAGAGGCUUCUUGUGGAAACAGAAUUUAACAAGAAACUGAGGAAUGAAACUGCUACAGAGAGGGCAGAGAAGCAGGAGGUAUUUAGGUCCCUCCACCAUACUCAUUGUUUGCUUCAGACACAGACAGAAGCUUUGAGCCGAGCAGAGCAAGAACUUCAAACACUACAAGAGGAAUAUCAGGUCCUUAAAGCAGAACAUGAAUUGAAUCAGGAGAGGACCAGAGAAGAGCAGGACAGUUUGGCUCGCCUUAGAGACAAGCACCAGAAUUCAAAGCUUGAUUGGGAGAAAAAGAUGCUGCAGCUUCAAAAGACGACCGAGGUAGAUCAGGUCGAGCUGAAAGCUGUGAAAGAGGCUUAUAAUCAGCUCCAGGAGGAGAAUAAACGGCUGUCUGCUGUCUGUCUAGACCAUAACACUGAAGAUAUUCCAAACUCACAGGUUAAAUGUCUAUUGAAUGGUUCAAAACGUCAAGAAAGCCAAUCUCUGGAAAGUAGAACCGUUGGUGAGAUCAACCUUAUUAAGCUGGACGUUCUCCAUGAAGAUGAGUCUUUAAAGGAGGACCUGUUUAGUCCUCAUAAUGACGUGGAACCAACAGGCCGUCCCCUUAAAAGCGUUCCAGAUGAAAGCACCGCUGACUGUCAGAAGGAUAGAGAAGAUCACGAUGACAGCCGGUUUCUUAAAAUUUCACUGCAGGUGGAUCGAGCAAUAACCCACGUGUCCACAUCUGCAGAACCUGAUAUAUCGGUUUCACUCAUGUCUGAUGAGAUCUCAGGACUUGAGGAAGCCACUGCCAUGACAAAUCAGCUGUCAAACUUGUGUGCUGAAACAGAUGUCUGUGACGGUGAGACGGACUGCAAUGCGGUUGAUAAAGGAUGCCCCUCGAACCAAACCCGAUGUGACGCAGACAGCCCCACCGAGCUAUCAGUUCCGGAAACCAGCUCUGUUUAUGAGGUAGACAGUGACCCUUUGGCUUUGGAACCGAAAGAUGGAACGCUGGAACAGAAUCUGUGUAUUUCUGAUGUGACUGAACCCCAGACAUCAGAUAAACACACAGACAGCCAGCGAUGUGCUACGUCUCAGGAAACAAAGACUGUGUGCACGGAAAUCAUAGACAACCAGACCGCACCUGAAUUUCUCAAGAGUCUGUCACAAACAGAAGAUCAUACGAAUACAAAGAGACUUCCAGAAGACAAAACAUGCAACAUUACACAUGUGUCUGGGGACGGGAUUGUGGGCCGACCGAGUCAAUGGCAGGAAGCCACACACCAGGAAACAGUACCCUUUAAUGAUGCACUAUUAGACCUUCAUGAGUCCAAAGAUCGAUUCUCACCACCUGAAAUGAUCUCUGCACAAACACAAAGUUGUGUUUCAGAAACAGUUGACUCAGCUGAAACAAAGCUUGUAGAGUUUCAACAGUUGCCAUCGGUUGCUGGCGCUUUGGAACCAUCCGCUCAAUCCAGUUUACACUCAGACUCAAUGGAGAUCAUAUCAGAAAAUACAGAUCAAAAGGAUGAUUGUGCUUCUGCUUCAUGGACACGGACUUUGGAAGUUCAACAGAGUGAAGUGGAUGUUUCUAGCGAAGCGGUUUUUGUACAUCCAAACAUUACAAACCCAAACCAAGAUUCUUCCUCAGCUGAUGGUUUUCUGAAAGAUGUUGACCACAUAUGCAUGACAGCGGUGGGUGCUUCAAACCAUGCAGGAUAUAAGAGAUAUCGAUCGUCUUAUGGAUGGGACACGUUUUUGAAAAACAAAAUGAACACGCAGGCAAAAUGCGCAGAUAGAAACGUUGAUCAUUCGGUGGGCAAUAGAAACAGCAAACCUAGCUUGGCCUUAACGCCAUCAACAUCCUGCAAAUCAGAGCAGAGAACUUCUGGAUUUCCUGAGUUUGUUUCUCCUUUUUGUGCUCCUCGUUUUACAAAAAAAGCCGUGAUGAAGACCCCUGACACUCCAAACAAGCGUCCUCACCAAAAAAGCAAUUUCCGAGGAGAAUGGAACGCAAUCAAGCAGUCUUUUUCAGAAAUGUUUACAGAAAAAGAGAGUCAAUUUCUUAUCCCCUACAGCUCGACUCUGAGUGGCGUCCUGGCCUCUUCUUCUGUGGGUAAUGGGUUGCGACAGGACGGUACUCCUACUGUUUUUACACCCAAAUUGCAGAACCUGGAGACAGAGACUCGACCAGUGGAUGAAGGGGUUACAGCUCAUUCAGAAAGCAAAGAGGAACAGAGUCAGUCUGACAUAGUGGCCCAGAUUGCGAAAAUCGACGAAUUGAUGUCAUCGGAAGGUUUAACACCUCAUAAAAUACGCAAAUUAGAUUAAAUAGAAUUUGAAAUUGUUACUUGGCACUGGAAUACGUUUUAUGCUUAAGUAAUGUUAUUUGAAGUGGUUCAAUAUUUAGUUUUGAAAAUCCCUGUGUUAAUUGUUUACUACGUUUCUAGUGGCCAUUAAAUAAAUGUUAUUUCAGGCAA